Molecule: messenger RNA, 669 nt
Organism: Paramuricea clavata
Lineage: Eukaryota; Metazoa; Cnidaria; Anthozoa; Malacalcyonacea; Plexauridae
Source: the annotation of a GenBank genome assembly
AUGGACGGCGCCGUUAGCAACUGUCUGGAGCAGUUUAAGGAUCACUUCGGGAAGUACUCAAAAUUAGUCCAGUUUGACAAUGGCACAGAGUUUUACAACGCGGAUCUAAAGUCGUUACUCAACAAGCAUAACAUUGAGUUUUUCUCCACAUACUCAGACAAAAAGGCCGCAGUUGUAGAAAGGUUUAACAGAACACUCAAAACACUAAUGUGGAAGUACUUCUAUGGCGCCAGAACAUACAAAUGGUUAGACGUCCUUCAAGACUUAACCGACAAUUACAACAGUUCAGUGAACAGGUCAAUUGAAGUAAGGCCAGAUAGUGUCAAUGAGUUAAACUGGACUAAAGUAUGGAAGACACUUCUCAGUUACAACCUAGGUGAACCACCGAAGCGGAAGUUUGCUAUUGGAGAAAGUGUUGGGAUUUCAAAGUACAAAUCAAUUUUCACAAAGGGGAACGAGGCAAACUUCACGGAGCAGAUAUUCACUGUGACGGAAGUGUACCACGGUCACCCAAACACAUACAUGGUAAAAGACAGUGCUGAUGAACCGAUAAUUGGCAGGUUUUACGAACAGGAGCUUUCCAGCGCUGAAGGAAGACAACCUGAUUUCAAGAUAGAGAAAAUACUGAGGAGAAGGAUAGUGAAAGGUGAAAUGGUUGGGUUACGGUGA